AAGCGGCCUUAAGCGUUCUCCUCGACUACGCCGCUCAGACAGAGAUAUCCUGAGGUUCAAAGGUUGCGUCUCUGUCUACACUGCCUGGGGGAGACUACGACUACUUACUGUAAUAUUGACAUUCAAUCCUUCACUGUUGCGACCGUAGUCACUACUCAUUUCGAUAAUGCGAAACCUCUCCAGCGCUCGAAGUCUUCUACGCGCUGUAUGGACUAGACGAGCUUUGCACUCAACGGCGUACCGACAUACUGCGCUUGAUAACUCCCAUGUAGCCUCAUCAAGCUCUACAGUUAAUCCUGAUGAAAUAGCUCACUUCUCUCGCCUUUCAUCUCUUUGGUGGGACGAACGUGGAGAGUUUGGCAUGUUGCACAAGAUGAAUCCUGUUAGGACUCAGUUUGUGCAAGAAAAGCUGGUUGAGAUGAAGUACGAAGAUGGUCAUGAGAGCUUUGACGAGCAAAGAGUCCUUGAGGGUCUGAAUGUGCUGGACGUGGGUUGUGGAGGGGGCCUUCUCAGCGAGAGUCUUACUCGUCUUGGUGCAAACACGCUCGGUAUUGAUGCGUCUUUGUCUAACAUAGCGAUUGCGUCUCUUCACGCCUCUUCCGAUCCGGCGCUCUCAUUCUCGUCAAACUCGUUGCCGCACAGUAACGACACGGCGAUAAGCCACAAAGGAAAAGGGAAGGUAACAUACGAACAUACAUCGGUGGAAGAACUCCUUGCUCGCAACGGACCGAAUUCGUUUGACGUCGUUUGCUCAAUGGAAGUGCUGGAGCAUGUUGACAAUCCUAGAGGUUUCCUCCAUAGUUGCGCCGCACUUGUGAAGCCUGGCGGCCAUCUCUUCCUGUCGACAAUUGCACGGACACCGUUAGCCUACUUACUCACCAUCUUCACUGCCGAGAAGCUACUCCGCUUCGUCGAGCCUGGUACACACACGUACAGCAAGUACAUCAACCCUUCGGAGUUGAUUUCGUUCUUCCAUCAUUAUCGUGCCCCAUCACCCUCAAAUACCUCUACCAAGUCAUCAACCGAGUCGACAAGCCAACCGUGGAUCUCAAGACUAGUAGCUGGUCGCCCGCUACGAGUCGAGGCUGAGACGAGAGGCAUGAUAUAUGUUCCUUGGAAUGGUGAAUGGGUGCUAGGGCCCCAUAAUGAGCCGUUGACUGAGGCGUGUAAUUACCUGUUUUGGGUGAGGAAGCCCUUGCAGUGACGACUUCAACGAUAUCGUUGCGUAUAAAUACGUAUCCAACGUCUCGAGUAGUUUAUGGCCUUGAUCAGUCUUUGAAGAAUAUCAUUGCAAUAUGGUAAUCAAGCCAUCCAGUAGUGGAACGUAGGAAAUGAAACACAGUCAUCCAUGCAAGUACCCAAUCCAUGCGGGAACCGAAACCUGAGACAAGCAGAGAUUGAAAAAGAAAGACAGAAUCAAAAGAGACGGAAGCCCAAAAAAGGAAAUAGAGAUCGUACCAAGAACUGAAACCGAC
Messenger RNA from Somion occarium, 1475 nucleotides. Lineage: Eukaryota; Fungi; Basidiomycota; Agaricomycetes; Polyporales; Cerrenaceae. The record is from the annotation of a GenBank genome assembly.